Molecule: messenger RNA, 1197 nt
Organism: Carassius auratus (goldfish)
Lineage: Eukaryota; Metazoa; Chordata; Actinopteri; Cypriniformes; Cyprinidae
Exons: 4
Coding region: 82-1083 (333 amino acids)
Source: RefSeq, a predicted model, not a curated record
ACAGAACGAGGUCUCUCUGGAGCUGCUGUAGCAGGGAUUGUUAUUGUUGUUCUGCUGCUGGCUGCAGCUGUAGCUGGUGUGAUGUACUACUUCCUUCGCCCCAGGAUCACUAAUCUACCAAACCAAACAUGGUCAGUGCUGCCGUUAGAGAAUAUCAAUCUAAACCCUGAAACUGAGAUACAGAGAGGAGAUGAGAUACAGUGGCUGUUUGGAGCUGAAGAGACUCUCAUCACUGAAAUCAAAGGAGAGGACAGACAGGUGAAGACACAUGAAGGUCCUGAUAAGAGAUUCAAGAACAGACUGAAGCUGGACGAGACGACUGGAUCACUGACCAUCACAAACACCAGAAAUGAACACAAUGGACCCUACACUCUGAAGAUCAGAAGAGGAAGAGAAACCUUCUACAAAAAAUUCUAUGUUUCUGUCAGAGGCACUGUUUUCACACAUGAAGAGAUGAUGAGAAUAGUGAUGGAGGGAGAAUAUGUCUUUCUAGAGCCUGAUACUAAAAUACAGAAAGAUGAUGAGGUUCAGUGGCUGUUUGAAGAUGAACAGCAGACUGUCCAGACUGAAAUCAAGAACACAGAGGUGACUAAAUAUACUGGAACUGAUUGGAGAUUCAGAGACAGACUGAAGCUGAACGAGGACACAGGCAGACUGACCAUCACAAACAUCACAACUGAUCACACUGGAUUCUACACUCUGAAGAUCACAAGAGGCAAAGACAAAAUCUACAAAAGAUUCUUCAUGUUUGUCAGAGAGAGGGAGAUAACAGAGACGGAGGGAUAUCCUGUCACUUUAGAGCCUGCUUAUGAAAUAAAGAAAGAUGAUUUGAUUCGGUGGCUGUUUGGAGAUAGAGAGCAGCAGACUGGCAUAGCUGAAUUCAAUGUAAAGACCAGAAAGAUCUCAACAUAUGAUUAUGUUGCUGAUGGGAGAUUCAGAGACAGACUGGAGCUGAACAAGACGACUGGAUCUCUGACCAUCAACAACACCAGAACCACAGACUCUGGAGUCUAUAAACUAGAGAUCAGAUCCAGCAGUGGGGUUACAGAACAGACAUUUACUGUCACUGUCAGAGGUGAGUAGCUCAAGUCAGUAUAAUCAUGAUCACAGAUCUUCACUAGCAGUUAUUCCUCUUUAUUCUGUUCUUCUGCAGAUAAUUCAGCUCCAACUGUUUAAUGUUCAGACUUCAUUCAGAGU